AUGCAGCCAUACAGGUAUGACAGAAAUGAAAAGCACGCGCGUGCCCGGCGCUCCGGCCGCCCGCGGGAGCGGCCGGCCCGGCUCGUGGCGGUCGCCUCGGCGGCGGCUUCCUCCGCCGCGUCCGGCGAGGUGGCAUCGUCACGAGCCCGCGACAACGGGGUCGUGGGCGGGACCAACGGCACCGUCGUGCCCACCGCCAAGGCCACCGCCAUCGAGACCACCGUCGAGAGGGUGAUCUUUGAUUUCCGGUUCCUGGCCCUCCUCGCGAUCGCCGGGUCGCUGACCGGCUCCCUGCUGUGCUUCCUCAACGGCUGUGUCUUCAUCAAAGAGGCGUACCAAGUUUAUUGGUCGAGCUGUGUCAAGGGAAUUCAUUCUGGGCAGAUGGUUCUCAAAGUCGUCGAGGCCAUCGAUGUGUAUCUUGCUGGAACAGUCAUGCUGAUAUUUGGGAUGGGUCUUUACGGGCUGUUCAUCAGCAAUACUUCCAGCGAUGUGCCUUCAGACUCAGAUCGUGCCCUCAGGGGAUCAUCGCUGUUUGGGAUGUUCGCUUUGAAGGAACGGCCAAAGUGGAUGAAGAUCACAUCCCUCGACGAGCUCAAGACGAAAGUUGGGCAUGUCAUUGUGAUGAUUCUGCUGGUGAAGAUGUUCGAGAGGAGCAAGAUGGUGAAGAUAGCCACAGGGCUGGACCUCCUCAGCUACGCCAUGUGCAUCUUCUUGUCGUCGGCUUCUCUCUACAUCCUGCACAAUCUCCACAAGGGCGACCACGAGGAGGGUGCAAUCCCACAUUUGUGACUCUGUAAAAUUGUAUAGUGACCAAAUCAGAUUUGUUGUAGCUACUGAAGGAAGAACUAGAAACUUUUUUGUGCAGAAUUGUUGAUCUCACAGCCUCUGAUUGCUGCAGAGCACAUGCUUCCAUUAUAAGCAGAAGAGAUAUUUGCCGCUUGGUUC
Molecule: messenger RNA, 945 nt
Organism: Panicum virgatum (switchgrass)
Lineage: Eukaryota; Viridiplantae; Streptophyta; Magnoliopsida; Poales; Poaceae
Exons: 7
Coding region: 1-789 (262 amino acids)
Source: RefSeq, a predicted model, not a curated record